Molecule: messenger RNA, 1240 nt
Organism: Oryza sativa Japonica Group (Japanese rice)
Lineage: Eukaryota; Viridiplantae; Streptophyta; Magnoliopsida; Poales; Poaceae
Source: RefSeq, a predicted model, not a curated record
UCACCCUCCUCAGUUCCCAACGCGAGCGCCAACGGCGGCAUCGCAUCGCAUCGCUCUCGUGUCGCGUCGCGUCGCGCCACCGCCCACCGCCGCGGCCCGCGACGACCGUACUACCACCAGUGCGCUCUCGCCGCCACGCGGCGCCGCCGCUCGCCGCCAGCAAGGAGGAAGGAAGUUAAGCUUUAGUUUUGUUCUCGGUUCUCGAUGGGGAACUGCCAGGCGGCGGAGGCGGCGACGGUGGUGGUGCAGCACCCGGGCGGUCGUGUGGAGCGGCUCUACUGGGCCACCACCGCCGCCGAGGUCAUGCGCGCCAACCCGGGCCACUACGUCGCGCUCGUCACCCUCCGCGUCGCCGAGGAGAAGCGGCCGCCACCGCCGCCGCCGCCGCCGCCGGCGCGGGCCGAACGGCGCGGCACCGGCACCGGCACGGUGCGGGUGACGCGGGUGAAGCUGCUCAAGCCGCGGGACACGCUGCUCCUCGGCCAGGCCUACCGCCUCAUCACCGUCGACGAGGUCACCAGGGCGCUGCAGGCGAAGAAGGAGGAGAAGUCGAGGAGGGCGGCGGCGCAGCAUCAUCACCUGGAAUCCAAGCCCGCCGCCGCCGCCGCCGUCGCCGCCGGAGUUAGGAUCAAUUCCGGCGGCGACGACCACACGCAGCUCGAUGAGAAUCUUGAUCAGCAUGACAGAGACGGCCAACGGAGCAGCUCGGCGACACAUUCUAGGCAUCGUCAAUGGCGCCCAUCACUGCACAGCAUCGCCGAAGUCAGAAGCUGACACGAUCGUCAGUGGCCGGCCAGUUGAACUGAUCUGUGUUUUUAGAGUUCAUGCUCAUCAUUUCAUCAGAAGUGCAUUUUCAGCUGAUGCGAUGUUCAGUUUGGUUGUGUUGGGUUCAGCAUCUCUCAACAGAGAAGAAGAUGAUCAGUAGCUCUGAAUGCAUCAUAUUCAGAGUUUCAGUUAGUAGGUACCAAGUCACUGUAAGAAAUCACCAAUCUUACUCAGGCCAUUUUACUGAGGUCAAGAUUGUUUCUGGCUUGGGAAGUAAGUUGGUACCUUAAUUUGCAUUGCAUCUUAGAGUUGGCACAUACAGAGGGGUAUUUAUUAAUCAAAAGCAGGGUGAUGUACUAUUAUAUAUUCAGUUUAAGAUGCAAAGUACAUCCUUUGCAGAUAGCUUUUUAAGGAUUCUUGUGUAUUUUACUGCUGCUCUUUGGGUGCCGAAUUUGUGAUCAUUGGAUCGCCGCAA